AUGAGUGAUUGGCAAAUUGAACAACACGCUUUACAAACUGUUUGGUAUUUUAUCUAUCGGUUUUUAUCGAAUCAUUUAGAUGUACAUAGCAGUAUUUCGUUGUCAUCAUCUGAAGAAUAUCUCGAUUCAAAGCAUGAUCUACAGCUCUUUUGGAGAUGCACUGAUAUUCCCCUAGAGACUAUCUGCAGCUAUAUAGAAUUAGCUGACUUCUGUGAGGCCUUAGAAUAUUGUUAUUUUCCGGACGAACCAGUAGACCAUGCGGACGACGUCUAUGAUUCAAAUGGUAAUAACGGGGAUAUUAAAAUCCUCAUGGAAUCAUCUGGGGACUUGUCCAAAAUGGCAAUAAGUGGUGACGAGAGAGGGACUCCAGGAGUCCAUAAUCCACCAUCGAAGGACCACAGAAACCAUGAUAUAGUAUUUGGUAAAAUAAUUUCGAGCGUGCGUCAAGAAAAUUUCAAUCGCCACCCAAUUCCGGAUAAUGAUUUUGUGUAUGGCAAAAUGGUCUUUCACGCAAAGGAGUAACUCUCAAAUUCUCGAUACAAAAACGACGCAUGGAAGGACAAUACAAGAAAAAUUACUGUGCCACCA
Fopius arisanus is the source of this 588-nucleotide messenger RNA. RefSeq lists its product as uncharacterized. The coding region runs from base 1 to 522 and encodes 173 amino acids. The record is from RefSeq and is a predicted model, not a curated record. The transcript is spliced from 5 exons. Lineage: Eukaryota; Metazoa; Arthropoda; Insecta; Hymenoptera; Braconidae.